GGCCUUACAGGUAAGAGAGGUACCCCAUUAUAUACUGAGAGGCUGCACAGUGUUGCAGUAAGAAUGGCCUGUGGUCCAACAGACCUGCCUGCUAGGUGUGAAAUGACCGAACCCAGCGGGUGUUGGGGAGAAUGACAAGAGGUCUACUGAGAAAACAAUGUUUGAAGUUGAAUACUUCAUCAUAGAGUUGUGUCAUUUCAGCUUUAGCGCAUCAGCUGCAAUAGCCGUGCUGGUUUGCUCUGGGUUUGUGUGAUUUGUCUUUCAACAAAAUGCAGUUUUUGUAAUUCAUCGCUGCCUCCACUUGUUCACGUUUGAAUCCAGUGCUUGCAGGUCAGGCUGAUGUAGCAGCUCAGUAGAUCUCCUCCGUGUUUUCUGCUCCUUGCAAGCACAGUGCCUGAUUGUAGCCACUGUAGUUCCUUGAAAGUCAGUGGGAACGUUGCUGUGACUGAAGGAAAGAGCUUUGAUUGCAAACCCUUGUAUGCUCUAUUUAUUGUCAUGUUGUGCAUCUCAUCUCAUUAGCAGGCCAAGCAAACUCUUUUAUUCAUUUCUUUUCAGCUGCAGGCUGAAUUUGUGUUCCUUAUACUCACUGAUAGCUUCGUGUGUGUUUGCAUCCCUGUCAACACCUCUGUUGGUAUACCAGGAAACAAAACAGGGAAGCUGGAAUAGUCAGAAUGAAGCUGAAUACAAUCACAGUUCAUACUUGUUUUUAAUCUUGGCACAUGACCCUGCGAAAGGCAUCUGAUCUUACAGAGAAAAGGGGAAACCAACCGUGCUGCAGUGGGUGCAGGUUCCCAAUACCUCUGUUGGGACUUGGAGCCCAGUUUGGAUCAGUGAAGAACAUCACUUUGCUCUUGUGGUGAGAUUCCUAAAUGAAAGAACAACCCAGGCCUGAACACUGCAUACAUGCCUCUGAGAAGCCUUGCGUUGCUACACAUUGAACUACAAAAACAAAAUGGUGCAGUGUUCAAAGCCAGUAAAGCUGGGUUCUGACUGAGGGCAGAACUCACCAUGUCAGUGAAAAGCUCUGGUUGUUAGUGGGCAGUGUUUGCCUGCAGUGACUGCUGUGCGUCCUCCUGCCCGCUCACAGCUCUGUGUGUUUCAAAAGAUGUUUGCAGAGCAGCUGUGUGUAUGUUCCAGGUCAGUUAUCUUUUAGCAACUGAAAGCAAACGGGGUUCCAGGAAUCUCCUUCCAAAAGUGCCAAAUUCUGAAGGAGGUUGCUACAAAGAGGUGGCUCUCAUCAUUGGGGGAGGCUUAUAAUGAUCGUUUAUUUCUAUACGCACCUGUAUGUGCGCAGGAAUGAGGAAUUUUCUCUUGCUUUUGGAUUGCGGGUGGGUUUCAGGGGAUCCAGAAGGUUGUCUCUCCUCUGUCAAUAUUUGUGGCUGGUUAAUGAUCAGCCCUGUGACCUGACGGCUCUUUCUGGUGUGCAUCCAAACCUCUCCUGUCUCCCCCUAAAAUAUAAAAGAAAAAAAAAAAGUGAGUAUAAAUGCCUGUUUCUGUGUAAAAGUGAAUGCAUUCCGGGUCCUGUGCUUUGGAAGAUGCCACAGAUGGCAAAGAGCCUUGCUUGGCAGAACCGUGCUGCUUUCUGGGCCAGGCCCACUUGUGCACAUCGCCCUGCAAACUGUUGGCGUUCCUACAGCGCGCAGCGUUGGCACGACCCGGAGAAACAAUGGAAAUCGCAUCAAAUGAACUCAGUAGAACUUGCUCCCUUCUUCCCUUCUCUUGCCCCCUUGCUCCUACUCCCUUUUGUUGUUGUCAUUCCUACAGUCUGGCUGCCCGUUGCUGGCAGCACAUCCAUCUCAUUCAUCUUUUCCCUCUGAAGGAAAGUCGGAGUUAUCCGGGUGCUGGCUGAGAUGGAGGGCAGCUCCUCGCUGGUGAUGUUUGUCCUGCUGAUGUGCUCCAUCAACAGCAGCCAUCCACAUUCAUAUUCAGUGUUCAUGAGGAAAGAUGCAGCUCACGAGGUGCUGAGGGUCCAUAAACGCGCCAACUAUUUCCUAGAAGAGAUCCUCCCAGGGAACCUGGAGAGAGAAUGCAACGAGGAGAAGUGCUCGUUUGAGGAGGCAAAGGAGAUCUUCCAUUCGCAGGAGAAAACGAUGGAGUUUUGGUUCAAUUACAAAGGUUUAAAUCCAUGCACCACAAAUCCCUGCAAGAACGGUGGAGUCUGCAAAAUAAGACGCUACAGCUACUUCUGCAUCUGCCCCCCCAAAUUUGGAGGAGAGAACUGUGAGAAAGAGAAGCUGGAGUGCUGGUACAAGAAUGGCGGCUGCGGGCAGUACUGCUGGGACAGCGGCUCCUUGCAGGUGCAGUGCUCCUGUGCCAAGGGCUACACCCUGCACGAGGACGGGAAGAAGUGCGUGCAAGCAGCCCCGUUUCCAUGUGGCCUGAUUAGAGCCCGACGUGCCUUGGAGGAAGUGCGGCACGAGGCGGCCGUGUGGAACAGGAGCACAGCCCAUAGAGUUCAACAGGGCAAGGUGGAGCAAAGAGCUGCCGGGGGAAUGGAAGCUCUAAAGGAUGCACCUGGGCAAAGCACGGCCAUGGAGGAUGAUGCUGGGCAGGAUGGUGGGGACCCCACUCAGCAGCCAACAGAGGGACCAGCCUGGCAGGAUGAGACGACAGCAGCUGCUGUGCAGGAGGAAAUGGAGAACACGUGUGGGCAGAGCACCGGGAGGAACAGAACAGGGGCAGAGCUGCACGCGCCGGGUGGUGUCCAUGAGAGUGACAGAGCAGAUGGGUCCGGCACAGCUCAGCACCCCCUGAGGAACAGCGGGGAUCCCACAGAGCUCAGCCAGACCAGGAUAACGGGAGGGACGUUGUGCCAUCGCGGACAGUGCCCAUGGCAGGUUCUGAUCCGUGACAGCAGAGAUAUCGGCUUCUGUGGAGGGAGUUUGAUCAACAGCCGCUGGGUGAUCACAGCUGCUCACUGCCUCGACCUUGUCAGACCUCACCACGUUACCAUAGGUGACUUCGAUAAGUACCAAAGAGAGCUGAAGGAGCAGAAGAUCGGCGUGGAACGGAGCUGGAUACACCCACACUACGAUUCCAACAACUACAACGGGGACAUUGCCUUGCUGUACUUGAGCAGCGAGGUGGUUUAUAACGAGUUCGCCAUCCCCAUCUGCCUGCCCAGCCCCAACCUGGCAGCGCUGCUGGCUGAGGAAGGGCAGGUGGGGAUGGUCAGCGGGUGGGGAGCCACCCACAGCCGCGGCUCCACGCUGCGCUUCCUGAUGCGCGUGCGGCUGCCCGUGGUGAGCAUGGAGACGUGCCAGCAGUCCACCAGCAGACUGGUCACAGACAACAUGUUCUGUGCUGGGUACGGCACUGAAGCUGCGGAUGCGUGUAAGGGUGACAGCGGGGGCCCCUUUGCAGUGCCCUACCAGAACACCUGGUUCCUGCUCGGCAUCGUCAGCUGGGGUGACGGCUGUGCUGAAAGAGGAAAGUACGGCGUGUACACAAGAGUGUCCAACUACAUCCCCUGGAUUAAAGAGACUGUUGAAAGCGUGGCGGAUUCAGAGAAGUUUUCCAUUAACUUUUCUUAAUUGCCACCUUAAAAAUAGGGACCGCUCUUUUAUUCCGGCUGUUCAUUUCCUGCCUCUGAUGCUGAGGAAUGCUGAGUCUCAAUUUGCCAUAAUUAGUUGAAUUACUCAGUUAAUAUGACUAAGCAAAAAACUUACAUAAUAAAGAACUAUCCCUGCAAUAACAA
Messenger RNA from Coturnix japonica (Japanese quail), 3697 nucleotides. Lineage: Eukaryota; Metazoa; Chordata; Aves; Galliformes; Phasianidae. The record is from RefSeq and is a predicted model, not a curated record.